Molecule: messenger RNA, 483 nt
Organism: Ectocarpus sp. CCAP 1310/34
Lineage: Eukaryota; Phaeophyceae; Ectocarpales; Ectocarpaceae
Source: the annotation of a GenBank genome assembly
AUGUCUUCUUGGUACACUCCGGAAAGGUAUGCUGACGGGCCGGGAUCCUCGUCUUCCGAGUACAAUACAGCUAUUCGGGAAGCACUUCUUUGGCAGCACGUAUUUUUAGGGGGAUUGGGUUGCGGGACAACGUUCAUGGUGGACAUAGUGUUUGGUACUGCCAAGAAGGGGGAGCCAUUGCCGAUCCUGCUGCGGUGGGACUUUUGCCCGACGCUGAUCGCUCCGGGUUUGGUUGCAAAGCCUUCGCUAGCAGUCUGGCAUGAAACAGCACCUUGCUUUCUGGAUGGUAUCGUGUCGACGGUCACUAAAAUCGCCAUACACGGACGUAACCCUCUAGAUCGAGUGGGCCUGGCCAAACCCUCGGGCGGGGCGACUACCCACAGCACCACGGCCCCGCCUAAUCUACAAUGUGCAAUCAAGUUGCCUGGGGUACAGCCAGUCAAGCGUCGAAUCAUGUUGUUCAACGCAUGCUGCAGGUCAUAA